This is a messenger RNA of Saccharomycopsis crataegensis, 1434 nucleotides long. RefSeq lists its product as uncharacterized. NCBI's taxonomy places the organism in Eukaryota, Fungi, Ascomycota, Saccharomycetes, Ascoideales, Saccharomycopsidaceae. The transcript has a single exon. The record is from RefSeq and is a predicted model, not a curated record. Bases 1 to 1434 code for a protein of 477 amino acids.
AUGUUCAGUUCUUCAGAAGCAGAUUUAUCGUUUGAUGAGAUUUUCGAAAGGGAAAUCAAUUUUUUGGAGAUGCAAAACAGUUUUCAAGAAAAUGUUGUUUUAUUUGCAAACUCAUUCUCUAAAUCUACUCCAAAUGACUCUUCAAUUACUCCUCCUCUGUCUAUGGAGCUGAAAGAUGAUCAACAAAACACAAGUUCGGGAGAUGAAUCCUUUCUUGAGCUUUUCGGGAUCUCAGAUCAAACUGAGAGUAUUGACCCUCAAUACUCAUCUAAUGAUGAGAUGUCUUCAUCUUUUGAAAUCUCAACCCCAAAAGACUUAUUCAUGGAUUAUGGUCUUGUGUUUCCUCAGUUACCAAACAACUUUGAAGAUGCUUCAUCUUUGAAUGUCGCCUCUGCUGAGUCAGAGGAAAACAAUAAUUUAUCCGUGGAUGUCGUUAAAACACAUAGGACUGACUACUCGGCACCUACACAAGUAGAAAUUCAACGUCGUCCAUGCUCGGCACCAAAGUACGCUAAAUCUACCAAAAGUAGUUCAAGGGAUCGUCGCGGUGGUUCUGAAAAGCAAUUGGGUGCAGUUCGUGCUGUGGUCGGUGAUCAAGAGAAUACCAUUGUCAAUAUUGCCAGGGCAUACCAUCAACAACACCCUAUUCCAGGUAUUGUUCCCGGAUCAUCCAAGAGCAUCGAGCUAUAUUCUAAAUCUAACCCAAAAAAGUUCAGAGAUGUCUGUUUAGGAAGCUUCCCAUCUCAUUUACUUGAAAGCUUCUUCUGUGAUUACGAUUUUCUUUAUCAGGAGAGUCAAUACGGUAUUAGACCUGAAGAUUACUACGGCAUGAUAGUUGCUCUUGAGUUCUCAUUGAAAUGCAAAAAGUUAUUUUCAAACUUAGGCUACACUGAAACCAUUGGAAUCGGUGGGAAAACCAUUUCUGAAGAGAGAAACACGUUCUUUGCUAAACAUAGGUACUUCAAAGGUACCAGAAAGUGUGGUGAGCUCUAUGUCUACGACAACACUUCUAGAGAAAAACUUUCUGAUAUCCUUGGAUUAUGCCAAACGGUGGUGGCAUCCAUUGAAUUGAUCGUUGAAGAGAUCGCCAACAGGUUGGACAUUUUGAUCAAUGGUGAUAGAGUUUCCAGAGCCAUUACCCAAUUAAUUCACCUUGGCGGUGGAAAGCCAACAAAGGAAACUUGGAACAAAAGACCAAUAGAAGUUCAAAAGAGACUUUAUGCUGUGGUGAAAAGGGCAUUGUGGGAUACUUUUGAAUUCAGGGGCAAAGUGGUAGAGCUUUUCGUUAAAAGGGUUGCUUACACUGUUGCCCAAAACAACUUCAAAAGAUUGAAUAAGAAUAGAGGAGCAAGGAAAGAUGCUCUCAAUAUAAAUUAUAGAAAAAAUCUUAUGAAGGGAAAAGUCUCCAAAAGCUCAGUGGGUUUAGUUUUUUAA